Messenger RNA from Cygnus olor (mute swan), 2912 nucleotides. RefSeq lists its product as uncharacterized. Lineage: Eukaryota; Metazoa; Chordata; Aves; Anseriformes; Anatidae. The record is from RefSeq and is a predicted model, not a curated record. The transcript is spliced from 2 exons. Bases 1989 to 2912 code for a protein of 307 amino acids.
GCGGUAAAACUAAAAGGGCAAUAAAGAACAAUUUGUCACAGUUGGAAGGAUCGCUGCCGUGGCCUGGAAUAAUGAAAUAUCUUUUUUUUUUUUUAAACAGGGGGCACAUUUUUUCCAAGCCACGUCCUCGUUAGUCACGCCGGUUCUCAAGGGGCGGCAGCGAUACAGUCAUGAAUUUCUGAGAUGAUUUCAUCUCACUGGUUUUUACAACUUAGUCCAAAAGCUCAGCCUCUUCCUAUUAUUUGUGGUUAAAUAUAGCAGCGGAUUCUUUCCCAUUCCUUUUCUCCUCGGAGCGGUUUCUCUGCCACCCACACGAAUCGCAUGAGUCAGAAGGCACACGAAGGAGCCGUUCCCAUCUGGCCAGGCCCUCGCUGGCUGCAUUCGCACAUCCCGAGGUCACCCCGAGCAUCGGGAGGUGAAAUAUGUCUGUCUGCUCGCAACCGGGGGUUAGCUUGGGUGCCACGAGCCCGGGGACACUGGGACGGUCCUGUCCUCCUCCGGCUCCACAUCCCCUGCCGCGUCCCGGCCGUACUCUCCUGCAUCCCCGUGCAGGGGUUUCAGGUGCCCCAGUUUUUAUCCCUGCCAAGGAGGGGGUCACCAGGAGCUGGGCAAUGCCCCAGGCAAGCUGGAAAACCUCUCCUUUUCCCUUCUUGCCCUUCCCUUCUGCAUUAAGAUGCUUUCAUCGAGCAGAGCAUUUCCCACCCCAGUGCUGCCAGCACCACCUCCAUCCCCUUUGGGAUGCGGCAGCCAGAGGGGUUUUUGCUGGGGAUAAAUCCAACAUCCACCCGAAACGAGGCAGGUCAGGGCAUCACCUGAGUAGCAGGUCAAUAGGAUGUUAAAAAAUCAGAAAAAGGAGAAAAAAUGCCGGUUGGCUUCAGUGGGAGGUGAGGGAUGUGCUCAGCCCCGGCACGGGCUGGCGGCUAUCCCACCUCGCUCCCACGGAAAGCAUCCCUGCGCGAUGCUGCUGGAUAAAACCACGGAGAGCUCAGCAGCGAGGCCGAGGAGGCUGCGGUGACUGGGGCAGAACGGAGGCUCGGCCUCCACGGGGGAGGACGGCGGGGCGGGGGUGGUUUGACCCUGCUAUUUUUACCGCGGCGUUAUUCGCCGUAACUAACCAUGCCGGCACGGAGGCGGCGCAGCGGGGAUGCGAUCGGCUCGCAAAAACAGGAAAGGCCUCGGCGUGGCCCCCGGCCCCCCGUCCUCGUGGGCUCCUGCCGGUGACCACCCAGCAGGGCUCCAGCGGGGCUGUUUUUGGCAGCCCACGGGGUGCUGAGCCCCUGUUGUGAAAGGGCAAACGUUCAGGGUUGGGAAAUGAGGUGCGUGGGUCCCGUGAAGCCGAAAUAGCUGAUUUGCCAUCUUCCCUCCACCUCUGAACCGGCCCUGGGCUUCUGCACACGCCGGAUUUAUUAAUUCAGUCACAUCUGGGGCAGCUGACAUUUAUGUUCGGGAAGUCAGGACAAAAAUAUGUGAAAUGCAUCACGGUUUUGCUGCUGAGAGAGGAAAACUGCAGGAUGCUGUGUAAAGGGUUCUGCCGUGAAGCUCGGUCCUGUUCUCACCUGGCACCAUGCAUGGGCGCAGGGGCUAUAAGGGCAGGAGAAAUCGGAUGUUUGCAGCUGCAGUGAUGCACCACAUACAUGGAGGAGCUGAAAACAGGGGCCUGGUACCCUGGAAAGCUGCUGGGUCUGCACAGGGACACAGUGGGUGUCCCCUCCUGGGGCUGAGCGUGUGGGUCCCGGCAGGAUGGAUGCAUCCCCUCCUUGGCCCCUGGCUGAAUUACUUACACGGCUUUUUACACUGCCUUUUUAAAGCCAUCAUUAAACGUCUCUCCUAUUGAUUUGCCACCUGACCAGUACACUGCUAACUUCGUAAUCCCAUUCUGUGUACCGGGAACUGGAGUAACGUAAUUCUGGCCUUUUCACCUCACAGAAGCUGAUGGCUGGUGGUGAUUUCUUCUCCAAGAGGGCGCACACCGUCACGGCUGGUGGUGUAUGUGUGAUGUAUGUGUGAUGCUCUCAGUUGCAGCCUGCCAGACAAAAGCCAGUCUUUGGAGCAGAGGGUGGAAAUUCACAACAGCUAGCGCCUGUAGAUUGUCCAAAUGGCUGUACGCAACCAGGGAAUCAGAAAUAAAGCAGCAGGCAGAUGAACUCGUUGUGAUCAGUGGUAUUUUUUCAGCUAAAAUCCACAGGUAUUUGUCGUGGCCUUGCUCAUCCCACUGCCUGCUCUCCUGGGGGUCUCUGGAUGACAUUUGGAUGGGAAACGCUUGCUCCCUGACCACGGCUGCCCCAAACCCAGCGCCGCCCCUUUCUAUACGUUUUAUCAAACCGAUGUGUCUGAGGCUAGAGCUCCGUUUUUCCUCUUUUCAUUUUCAUUUCCCCCUCGUGUGCAGGCGGCCUGGCUUGCGGCCCGGCUUCCUGUUUGCCACGGGCCGUGGCCGGGCCCUGUCCGUCCUUCCUGCUGCUCCCCGCUCCCUUCCCGGCCCCCUUUCCCCUCGCCGUGCCCUCUGUCCCCUCCUGGCUCUCCCGCUCCCUGCCCACAGCAGCCAGGAGCAGCCGGUCCCUGCCUUUUAUUUAAGGAAAAUAAAUUUAAAAAGCACCAAAAGCAGCAGAAAGGUCUCAGCUCGCUGCCGUUAUUUCCACCCGGCAGCACCUGCUCCGCCAGGAGAGCCGAGCCUGCAGCACCUUGGUGCUUCAUUGGGGCACAACCUGCAGAUCCCCGCUGCCACAUGUGCCAUGCCAUGCUGUGCCAAGCCGUGCCGAGCCGUGCUGUGCCGAGCCGAGCUGUGCCAAACCGUGCCGUGCCGCGUGGAGCCAUGCAGAGCCGAGCCGUGCUGUGCUGAACCACGCCAAACUGUGCCGAGCCGUGCCGUGCUGAGGCCGUGCCGAACCGUGCCCCGCGGAGCCGCGCCGAACUGA